AUGUCUGGUGUGAUUCCAAAGUCAUUAGAGGAACUUAAGCAACUAGACUCCUUUAAUGUCUCAUUCAAUAGGUUACACGGGGAAAUUCCGAGUGGAGGGCCUUUUGUUCAUCUUCCCUUCCAAUCUUUCAUGUCGAAUAAAGGAUUAUGCGGUAACCCUCAAAAGCAUGUCCUCCCAUGUCGUUCUAAUUCAAAGAAAAGAAGAUUGAUAUGGAUUUUAGUUGCCUGUUUGGUUAUCUUUGUAGUAGGGGUUGUUUCAUCAAUAGUUUUCAUGUUGAUGAGACGUCGGGGUAAAACAGUCAAUAUUGAAGAUGAGUGGUCACCUGAGAUAGCAGCACAAAGAAUUUCUUACCAUGAACUUCAAAGAGCAACUCAGGGAUUUGAUGGAAAUAACUUGAUAGGUAGUGGAAGUUUUGGUUCUGUUUACAAAGGGACAAUGGCAGAUGGGAUGAUAGUUGCUAUUAAAGUUUUUAAUGUACAGAUGGAAGGUACAUUUCAAACUUUUGAUAUAGAAUGUGAAAUCUUGCGGAAUCUUCGCCACAGAAAUCUCACCAAGAUCAUAAGCAGUUGUUGUAACUUGGAUUUUAAAGCAUUGAUACUUGAGUACAUGCCAAAUGAGAGCUUAGACAAGUUGCUAUAUUCGCGAGAUUAUUGUUUGAAUAUAAUGCAAAGAUUGAAUAUCAUGGUUGAUGUUGCUUCUGCUCUGGAAUAUCUCCAUCAUGGUUACUCAGUACCGGUUGUUCAUUGUGAUCUGAAGCCUAGCAACGUGUUACUUGACAAUGACAUGGUGGGACACCUAACUGACUUUGGCAUCGCCAAACUUUUGACUAAGGAAGAAUCUAUUGCUCACACUACAACCUUUGCCACAAUUGGUUACAUUGCUCCAGAGUAUGGUUCGGAAGGCCUUGUAUCCAAGAGGUCUGAUGUUUAUAGUUAUGGUAUCAUGUUCCUGGAAACCUUUAUAAAGAAGAAACCUAAUGAUGAAAUGUUCGUGGGAGAUUUGAAUUUGAGAAGCUACGUACAUAAUUCGCUUCCUGAUGAGCUGAAUAAUAUCAUAGAUGCCGACUUACUAACACUAGAUGAAGAAAACUUAAGUCAAAAGCUGCAAUGUGUAUCUGCAAUCAUGGAGUUAGCCAUGAAUUGCACAGCUAAUAUUGCAGUUGAAAGGAUGAACAUGACUGAUGUUGUAGCAGCAUUGAAAAAGAUCAAACAGAAGCUUUCUUCAU
Nicotiana attenuata is the source of this 1225-nucleotide messenger RNA. RefSeq names its product probable LRR receptor-like serine/threonine-protein kinase At3g47570. Lineage: Eukaryota; Viridiplantae; Streptophyta; Magnoliopsida; Solanales; Solanaceae. The transcript has 2 exons. Gene Ontology annotation, molecular function: protein kinase activity; ATP binding. Gene Ontology annotation, biological process: protein phosphorylation. The annotation marks the transcript as partial. The record is from RefSeq and is a predicted model, not a curated record.